Molecule: messenger RNA, 1410 nt
Organism: Conger conger (European conger)
Lineage: Eukaryota; Metazoa; Chordata; Actinopteri; Anguilliformes; Congridae
Product: transcription factor HES-1-like
Exons: 4
Coding region: 312-1109 (265 amino acids)
Biological process (GO): regulation of neurogenesis; negative regulation of neuron differentiation; regulation of transcription by RNA polymerase II
Cellular component (GO): nucleus
Molecular function (GO): protein dimerization activity; RNA polymerase II cis-regulatory region sequence-specific DNA binding; DNA-binding transcription factor activity, RNA polymerase II-specific
Source: RefSeq, a predicted model, not a curated record
CGAUGCAUGCAGUUGCACUGGUAGCACUGACAGGCUUACAGGGACCCUCUAGUCACACACUGACUCUCUACUGGUCACACCUUUUCCUUUAAGUGUUGGCUGAUACUCUCAACGCUGUCGCCAAUUUUGUGGGGAAAAACAUUUUUCAAACAUUUUGAGCCAUAAACCUGGAUUUUCUGUUUGAAGAGGACAAGGGAAGAUAAAGGCAACAGCCCAUUUUACCAGAACUGACGCGACAACAUAUUUCCGGGAUCCAAUAAAACAGGAUUCGCAGUCUCCAUCUGUUGUGUGUGGGAUAUUGCCUACGGAAGAUGCCAGCCGAUAUGAUGGAGAAAAACACCUCCUCGCCAGUUGCUGCAACUCCGGCAAGCAUGAACACGACUCCCGACAAACCCAAGACGGCUUCUGAACACAGAAAGUCGUCUAAGCCCAUCAUGGAAAAACGGAGAAGAGCGAGAAUCAACGAAAGCCUUGGCCAGUUGAAAACACUCAUAUUGGACGCGCUGAAAAAAGAUAGCUCCAGACACUCAAAGUUGGAAAAAGCGGACAUUCUUGAAAUGACAGUGAAGCAUCUCCGAAACCUCCAGAGAGUACAGAUGACUGCUGCCCUCAACACAGAUCCCUCCGUUCUGGGCAAAUACAGAGCUGGAUUCAGCGAGUGUAUGAAUGAAGUGACGCGGUUCCUGUCCACCUGCGAAGGGGUGAACACUGAAGUCAGGACUCGGCUCCUCGGUCAUUUGGCCAGCUGCAUGUCCCAAAUCAACGCCAUCAACUAUUCCACACAGCACCAGAUCCCGGCCGGCCCGCCUCAGCCUGCAUUCAACCAGCCCAUGGUCCAGAUUCCCGGAGGGUCUCCGCAACUGAACGGUGUACCUUGCAAGGGUGGUUCAGCCGUCGGUUUACAGUCAGAAGCUUCUAAAUUGUACGGCGGGUUCCAGAUUGUGCCUGCUUCGGACGGACAGUUCGCAUUCUUAAUUCCAAACGCUGCCUUCGCGACAAGUGGACCAGUUAUUCCCGUGUACGCCAAUAACGUCAGCACACCGAUUCCAGCGGCGGUCUCCCCUGGCGCGCCGUCGGUGACCGCAGACUCCGUAUGGAGACCGUGGUAAUGAGCGGCUCUGCUCUAGAGACUCUGAAACGAACACUUAUUUUUUAGCUUCUCCUAGAGCUCAAUGAGAUUAUCUUUUAAAAGUCUAUUUUUUGUAUUGAAUUGUAUGAAAGUGAAGACGACGCACUAUAUUUGUAUAUAUAAGGGGAAAGUUCAUAUUGAAAUGCGAUAUGUAUUGUACGUCUGUGUUUAAAUUGCAUUUUUAUAUUUGAGGUGUCUUUUUUUCUCAUGUGAUGCCAAAGAUAUGUUGAAUGCUCUUACAUAUUUCUUCCUUUUGGAAGGCAAAUAAAUUCUAAAAGAAA